AUGGCUUUUCAAGGUGAUCAUAAAUCUCGUUUGCCUCAUUUGCAGAGGCCUCUCUAUCAAGAAGCAGAGCCUCUUACUGUGAAGUCAGAAAUGAUGCAGCAAAAUACAGUUCCUGAUACGAUUGCUGAACGUAGAAUUCAAGCUGAGCAGCCUAGAGAAGCACGCAUUCAAGUAGAAACUCUUCCGAGACCUCUACAAAGGCAUGAUGAGUUUUUAGGCCAGUUCACUGCUAUGGGACAAUUAGCUCCUCCGAUUUUAGACAAUUACAUCGCAAAAGAGCAAGCUGUAACUUCGCCACGCUUCCUUCGCUUUACGUUUUCACAAUGUGCAAUUGAUGAAAACACCCAAAAAACGACUGGCUUGCCACUUGCAGCAGUUUGGCAUCCCUUAUUUCCUCUGUAAGCGAACUAAAAAUAUUUUGUAAGCUAAUGGAGAUGGUUAAUUGUUUUUUAAAAUUUAUAUAUAAAAUUAAAUCCAAUUGAUUUAAUUUUUAAAAUUUUUUAAAUUUUAAAUCGAAGUUUAAUAUAAAAAAACUACAGAUUUCAAUAUAUUACUUAUUACUUAUAUGUCAUAAUUUUUUUCAUACAAAAAUUUUUGUUCACUUACAGAGGUAAGAGUUAGCUGAUGUCGGUCCUGGAGAAGAUGCAAUUUCAAUCCUCAAUAAAACUCCGUUCAGGUGUAAUAGAUGUUUGGCAUUUAUAAAUCCUCAUUUCAGAUUUGUGGAAGGAGGGAGGAAGCCUAUUAAUUUUUUUUUUAUUAAACUUGUUUAGAAGCCCACUGCAAUUCCUGAAGGACUAUCUUCAUUCUUGACACUCCCUUGCCUACUUGCUAGUUUGUACACAAUUUUACAAAGGCUGGUCUCCUUCCUAGACAAGGGCUUGCUCCUCUCUCUGGUAGUCGGAUGGCUCACAUCUCUAUACCUUGUGCCAAAAAAGGUUUAUCAGCCAAAAAUAGAAAUCGAAGCCCAAGGUGUAACUCCUGGUUUCACAAUGGGGAAUAUUUCCGAUUGAUCAGAUCAUUGGCUACUGAUGCUGUCAGGAGACCCAUUCCAACUCUCGAACUACUCCCCUCUGAGUCCAAAACCUUGAUCUGGAUUAGAACUUUGGCCUGCUAAGUCCAACAUUGCGUUCCACCAAACCAAGUAAAAGCCAGGCCGGAUAUGUCUCGAAUUCCAACUCCUUCCCGGUGGUUCUCAGCCCAAUAGAAGAACGAAACCAGUUGCAUGCAUCAAGAAGGUGAGCUGGAUUGUCACACCUUUUAAUGUAUAUGGAGUUGAGGAAGUGCAUUUGCAAUAUUUGUGGGCUCGUCCAGGAUAAUUCUGAUGAAUAUUUCAAUGAUAGAGACAAUAAGCCUGAACUUUUGGCAGGGACUUAUGAGUUUGUUGCUCCAAGUGACUAUUCAAACCGACCUCCAAUGGCUCCACUUUUCUUUUUUUGCAUUGAUAUAUCAGCUGGCUCACUCUCUACAGGACUUCCCCAGCAGAUCCUCACAUCAAUUAAAGGAAUUCUUGACUAUAUAACCCUUCCUGAACGAUGCAAUAUUGGAAUAAUGACGUUUGACAUAUCAAUGCAGUUCUAUAAAAUCGGGCCUACAGGAGAAGUGUCAGAAAUACUCGUAACUGAUGUAGAAGAUCCUUUUGUUCCGGAAAAUGUAGAUGGGCUUGCAUACAAUGUAGCUGAGCAACGAGAACAACUAGAUGGACUUUUAGAUAAAUUACUGACCUGGGAGUGGACACAGCCUACGAAGGUUAAUUUAUCUGCUGGAACGAUAGCUGAUGCAUGUAAAAAUUAUUUAUUGAAAGGAAGAGGAGGCAGAGUUCUCAUUUUCACUUCCCAGCUUGGAACAGUUGGAAAAUACAAAUUAACUAAUAGGGUAGACCCGAAGCUGUUUAACACAGAAAAAGAAAAACUGAUGUAUGCUCCUCUUGAAAGCUAUGCAACUUUAGCACAAGAAUGCACAGCUGAAGAUGUUUGUGUCGAUAUUUUCCUCUGCACAGGCCAAUAUGCGGAUGUUCCUUCCCUAGCCGCACUUUGUUCACAGACUGGAGGUGACUUAAACUACUAUCCAAGCUUCAAUGCAUCUUUUGAUGGUGAAAGAAUCUAUUACAAAAUCUUUACUCCCCCCCCCCCUCCGUGAGCGAACAAAACCAUUAGAAAAAUCGCCAUUUUUUGACCAAAAACCCACCCUCCGUGAGUGAACAAAAAUUUUUUAAUAGAAAAAAAUUUUAAUGGAAAAAAAUUUUGAUAUAUAAGUGAUAAUUAGUAUAAUGAAAUCUAGAGCUAAUUCUGUUUAAUUUUAAACAAAUUGCGUUUUAAAACAUAAAUUUUGCAAAUUAAAUUAAUAUUUGCUUCCCAAUUUUUGCAAAUUAGGAUUUUUUUAAAUUUCGAAAAAAAUAUUUUUUAUAAAAUUUAUAUAUAAAUUUUUUUUUAAAAAAAAAAAAUUAACCCCCCUCUCGUGAGCGAACAAAAUUUUUUUGUUCGCUCACGGAGGGGGGGGGGGGGGGGGGAGUUAGAAUCUUAACAAGGACACAAGGAUUUCAAGCAGUCAUGAGAGCGAGAUGCAGCAAUGGAAUAGCGAUCGACCAAUAUAUAGGGAAAUUCAAAAGAAAAGGGCCAGUUGAGAUGGAACUGUCUUGCAUUGAUUCAGAUAAGACGAUUGCUAUCAUACUCAAGCAUGACUCAAAACUGCAAGAGGAUAUUGACUUGCAUGUCCAGUGUGCCAUGCUUUACACAAACCAGUACGGACAAAGACUCAUAAGAAUUUUUAAUGGCCUGAUGAGAAGCACCAAAAUAGUCCCUAAUAUUUUCAAAAGUGGCGAUGCUGAUACAAUUGCAAACGUAAUUGCAAGAAUUAAUGCGCAUUCUCUAUAUGAAGAAAUGUUGGGAACCAUCAGAGAAAAAUGGCAUUCAAGCAUGAUACAGCUACUCACGACACAUAGAAUAACCUUAGAAACUGCAGAAAUGAAUAAAAUUUUGGUAUAAUAAUAAAAUGGCUACGUCGGGAAUUGGUUAUCUUUAACAAACCUUACUCCUCCACUAUAUUUAUUAUAAGGUUAAGUUUUUCAGUGGAUCUUUAUCACAAUACCAGUAUGAAAUUAACGCAUAGAGUAGUUAUUACUCAAAGAAGAAAGGAAACAUAUGUUUUUUACUGAUUGACACACCUGGGGAGGGUGACCCUUGGCGGAGCGUAUCUGGAGUCUUGUAGAAUACUUGCCAGACAAGAUGGCUGCUGGCCUCACCACUUGGGAGUUAAAAGAGUGGGCUUCUCAUCCUGUUGAAGAGGGGAAGCACGUAUAAAAUCUAAAUAGAGAGUAAUAGAAUAAAAUUUUGGCUCCUGAGAACUUAAGACUUCUUCCUCUAUACAGCAAUACGGCUAUGAAACUUCCAGCAUUUUCAUUGACUGGGGUGCAGCUUGACUCAAGGCUUUUUUCAGUCCACGAUCUAUUAGGAAUGAGUAUUCAUCAAUCACGACUGCUUUUUUACCCAUCUAUUUACAGUCUGCAUGAUAUAUCAUACCAACCUCAUCAGCCAGGUACAUUAAAUAGCUCUGAGCUUCUUAUCCUACCUAACUUGGUUUGCUGCUCUUUAAACAGUAUAAACACAAAUGGUGCUUAUUUGCUAUUUAAUGGCGAGGUUAUGCUUUUUUAUAUAGGAAGAAACACAAAUGAGGAAUUCUUGCAAAAUGUUUUUGGGAUUUCUCAGUUUGAUGAAUUAAGUGAAAAUCCUGAAUAUUGGGUUUUGAAUGAUUUAGGAAAUGACGAGUCAGCUAAAGUUAUAGCAAUUGUUGACGAGAUCAGAAAGCGAGCCCCAUCAGCCUACCCAACAUUAUACUGACUAUUUGAAGGAAAAGGUGAUGAUUUCAUAUUACGAAGAUUCAUGGUUGAAGAUGCAACUGCUAGCGAAAUGAGUUAUAGUGAUUAUUUAUUAAGACUCCACAAAAUAGUGCUGAAUAAAGUGGCAGAGAGAAGAGGAUAA
Molecule: messenger RNA, 3974 nt
Organism: Blepharisma stoltei
Lineage: Eukaryota; Ciliophora; Heterotrichea; Heterotrichida; Blepharismidae
Source: the annotation of a GenBank genome assembly